Molecule: messenger RNA, 595 nt
Organism: Ctenocephalides felis (cat flea)
Lineage: Eukaryota; Metazoa; Arthropoda; Insecta; Siphonaptera; Pulicidae
Product: 60S ribosomal protein L26-like
Exons: 1
Coding region: 101-550 (149 amino acids)
Biological process (GO): ribosomal large subunit biogenesis; cytoplasmic translation
Cellular component (GO): ribosome; cytosolic large ribosomal subunit
Molecular function (GO): structural constituent of ribosome; RNA binding
Source: RefSeq, a predicted model, not a curated record
UUUCUGUAAUACAUCCUCCCUCGUACCUCAAUCUUUCUUGUUCUUCCGUUUGUACGAAAAACGUGUUGUUGUCACUUAACCUUUUGGUUAAUAAAUAAAAAUGAAGUUUAACAAGUUGGUUACUUCUUCGAGAAGCAAAAAUAGGAAGAGGCAUUUCACCGCUCCCUCACAUGUAAGGAGAACCUUAAUGACCUCUCCAUUAUCGAAAGAACUUCGACAAAAGUACAAUGUGAGAUCUAUGCCCAUACGUAAGGAUGAUGAAGUACAAGUCGUAAGGGGGCACUUCAAAGGCCAACAAGUCGGUAAAGUUGUUCAAGUGUACCGAAAGAAAUUUGUAGUAUACAUUGAAAGAAUUCAAAGAGAAAAGGCCAAUGGUAACAGCGUUUACGUCGGUAUUCAUCCCUCAAAAUGUGUUAUAGUUAAAUUGAAAAUGGACAGGGACCGUAAGAAAAUCAUUGACAGGCGAGCUAAAGGACGCUUGGCAGCACUUGGCAAAGAUAAGGGCAAAUACACUGAGGAGACAUCAGGAUCCACAAUGGAAGUACAAUAAUAUAUUUGUAAUUAAAAUGUCUCAAAUAAAAAUUUUGAAACACAC